AUGGCGACUCUCAGGGGCGAGCUGUUAAAUUUCAUGUUGAUCCCUCUCAGCCUGUUCACUUUCUAUCCUCAUUAUCGUGGUUAUUGUAUUUAUUCUUAUCAAAUCGGUCGAUGGCCUGCUGUAGCAAACAUUGUGUCGGAACGGUGGUUAAUCAACUUGAUAAUUACAGAGAAAACCAUUGAUGGGAUGUCAGGUCGCAUACGAAAACACAAAACAAAGCAAAUUGCAACCAUAGCUGCCAUUCAAGGAGAUAUCUCGAAGCGCCGCAAAUUCGUGGUUGGCGGUGUUUUCUACGCUGGGUUAAACGGGUUCUUCCUGCGCGAGUUGGCCGAGGAGGGAUAUUCUGGUGUUGAGGUCCGGGUUACUCCCACGGGGACGGAUAUCAUCAGACUCUCCCUGGUCUAUGACCUGAAAAGCCCCAUGGGCUUGAAUAGCAUCUGCUUCAGAAAUCAGUGA
Histoplasma mississippiense is the source of this 456-nucleotide messenger RNA. RefSeq lists its product with no specific name. The record is from RefSeq and is a predicted model, not a curated record. The transcript has 7 exons. The coding region runs from base 1 to 456 and encodes 151 amino acids. NCBI's taxonomy places the organism in Eukaryota, Fungi, Ascomycota, Eurotiomycetes, Onygenales, Ajellomycetaceae.